GGCCAACGCUAACGCUAGCUAGCAGGAGGCUGUGUGAGCAGGAGGAGGGUCAGCUGUCCGUCAGUUUAACGUCAGGUACGAUUGUGGAAACCAGCGGUCAUGACAGCUCCAGUCAACAUCCAGGCUCCCAGUAAGACCUGGGAGCUGAGUCUGUAUGAGCUUCACAGGAGCCCACAGGAAGCGAUUGUGGAUGGAACAGAGGUGGCGGUGUCUCCUCGCGCUCUGCACAGUGAGCUCAUGUGUCCCAUUUGUCUGGACAUGCUGAAGAACACCAUGACGACCAAAGAGUGUCUUCACCGCUUCUGCUCCGACUGCAUUGUCACCGCGCUGCGAUCAGGGAACAAGGAGUGUCCCACCUGCAGGAAGAAGCUGGUCUCCAGGCGUUCGCUGCGCAGAGACUCAAACUUUGACGCGCUGAUCUCAAAGAUUUAUCCAAGCAGGGACGAGUACGAGGCCCACCAGCUAAGAGUCCUGGAGCGACUCAACAGGCUCCACAACAAGGAGGCACUGAGCUCCAGCAUCGAGGAGGGGCUCCGACAGCAGGCUCGCUACAGGUCUGAGAGGAACCACCGGGUCAAGAAGCCGACUCAAGAGAGCGACAACACCACCUUCAGCGGUGGGGAAGACAAUGUCGACAACGGCGACUCACGCUCACACAUGUCUCAUGACUCGGCCCCCUCACAUGCCCCUGCCUCCCGCGGUCAGACUGCCUCGGAGGCAGGACCUAGCAGAAAACGCCCCCGAGCUUCAGAAGACGGCUCUGGUCCUGAGGCGGACAGCGGAAGCCCCAUCCCACCUACGAGACGCCACAAAGAGGGGCCGGCCUCAGAGAUUGAGCUGGUGUUCAGGCCACACCCACAGCUGGUUAAUGCCCAGGAUUACAACCAGACAAGAUAUGUGAAGACAACAGCCAACGCCACAGUUGACCAUCUGUCCAAAUAUCUUGCUCUGCGCAUCGCUCUGGAGGACGGACAGAGCAGCAGAGAGAGGGAGGACAGAGGAAAGGACGAAGGAGGAGAAAGUAAAGGAGCAGCAGGGAGCGGAGAGGGUUCCAGUCUGACUAACAUCAGUGAGAAACAGUACACCAUCUACAUUAUGACAAGAGGAGGGCAGUUCUCUACUCUGAACGGCUCUCUGACUCUGGAGCUGGUCAACGAGAAGUACUGGAAGGUGAGGAAACCUCUGGAGCUCUACUAUGCCCCAACCAAGGACCAACAACCACAGCAGCAGCAACCGCAAUCCUCACAGCAGAAGUCUCCUCCUCCUGCACAGAAGGACGGCUGAAGGACAGCAGUGUGAUAGUCUUUCCUCCAUCCUCCGCUCCUUUGACCACCCACGUUCACCUCAGAAAGGAAGUUAAGUCGCCACAGUUUCACUUCUCUUGUGUCUUCGUUGAGUUUCCUAAAAACUUCAGGUGGUUUUAUUGGAUUUUACCAGUUUUAUUUGGAAUGUGUGGACUGAUUUUCUGAGGAAGGAUUUAUCAAGAAGAACAAAUAGAUGAGCUACAAUUAAAAACAAAAACUGCUUGAUAAUGCUUGGUAAAUCUGUUUGUCUGCUUUCCUGAACUGUGUUUCAUGAAAUAAGCAGACACUGAUGGAUGCAGAAGUAAGUAUAAAGAAUCAGCUGCUUGAUAGCUUUUCUGUCCUAUCACUUUCAAUAUUUUAUUGCUUCAAAAUGCUCAAGACUGACAAAGUGUAAGAAGAGAUCUUUGUAAAAGUCCGCAGCUAAAAGUAUCACCUAUGUCUGAGUAGAUUUUUAGGUGUUUUACCACCAAGUUCUGAUUUGGUUUUUCUCUAAAUAAACGUGUUUUUAUUUAUUACUCCAACACAUGUAAAAAGCCAUAAAUAAUAGUAGGAAGUGCAUUUCUACCAAAACAGAAAACAACUGUAGCCUCAGGACUCAAUUAAACACUUGAUUGAUUUGUUUAAAUUGAAUGCCGACUCCACAGGUGAACUUUAGAGGCACAGUUUCAGCACAUGCAAAAGCUCCACAACCCUCCGUUGGCAUUUCUGCCUCCCGGCAAAUUCACGCUGUCCUAAAAAUAUUUGACCGGUUAUCUGUACAAGAUCUCUUUUUCUUUUUUUUUUUGCUUGGGGAACAUUGGAGAAAAAUAUGAUUGAUGAGAACAAUCAGAGAGACUGUGAAAGAAAGGUUUUCAGAUUUUUAGUAAUUAGCUCCAAAGUUGAUGUUUAAAUAGAUAUAUUUAUGAAAACAUUGCUGUUAUUUAAUCUGAGUUUGACUGAAUCUCUCCUAUAGAAAAUUUUUGGUGUGGCAUCAGAAAAAUUGUAAUAUUUGUGUGUGUGUGUGUUUUUUUAAGCUUUUUCCUAUGUUUCAUAGCUACUUCCUCUUAAAUUGAUUUAAUUUAGACAGUCAUGUGCUUUAGCAGCAGCUCAUAUAUUUGGGUUGUUAUUCCUUGUUUUCUUAUCAUCUUACAUUUUCAGGGCUGAAGAGGGGAUGGAAUCCAACCCAGCAUGCACUGGUGUUGGAAAGGUUGCAUUAAAGCAGCAAUAUUUGACUUAAAAUAGGAUUAAAUCAUUCAGCUUUAUUAUGAAAAUUUAGAUUAUUUUAGUCUAUUCUGUAGAGAACUUGUAACUGUGUUUUGACUUUAUUUUCACUUUUUUUAUCUGUAGUUGAACAUUCGCCUUAACCCCUGGUUCUUCUUUAAAGGGAAAUUCCUCUAUUUUUAACGUUGGCUGUUUGAACCGAGAUGAUCAGAAACAUUGACACUAUGAUAUUCAUGUUUUUCAGAAAUACUAAACACUUAAAAGUUUAAAGACAUUUUUCACAAGACAGGUGCUUAAAGGGGACGUAUUUUACCCUUUUAAGACAAGUUUAUAUCGUCUCAGAGGCCCCCGAAACAUGCCUGUGAAGUCUGUUUCUGAAAAACACUCCAGUAUUGGAUUUUGCUUGUCUAAAAACCCCUCUGUUUUAGUCCUGCUCUGUUUGUGUCUGUGGCUUUAAAUGUUACUGAGCUGUCUGACUCCGCCCCUCUCAGGAAACUGAUGUGGCUUAAUGGAUGCGGCUCUCCUGAUCCUCCUCUCGGAUCAGGAAAUGAGGGUGGAACUAUCUUCCAAGCGGGGAGGGCCACCCGAACCUGGGGGCGGGGCUAACUCCCAACGGCACAUUAUUUGUGUUUGGAGGGGGGUCUGGUAGUUUAGGGGACUGUGGAGAGGCCAGGUGCACAUUAUUAUUUUUAGAAAAGCCUGAAAAGGUGAUUUUUGCAUGUCUCCUUUAAAGAGAUAUUUUAGUGUUUGGUGUAGAAGUUGGGUUGUUUGAGGUACUUGGUAAUAGUGGUGGCAAAAGCCUUCAGAGAUUCCCCCUCAAACAGAACAUGCUUGGAGAAGCUAGGCUAUACAGCACCACAGAUGAGUUCAGCUGCUCUGUGUAAUUUAGUGAGUUUAGGGUAAAAGUGGCCCAAAACACAGUGUCAGCUCAGUUUCACACUUAAUCAGACAUUUUUGAAGCAUUUUAUUUAGCACUAGGAACGCCUCUGUGCUUGGCACUAUUUUGCAAUGUGAGCUUCGGCUACAUGCUCUUCCGCCUAUCUGAACAUCAGUUUGGGUCUGCAGGCUUCGUCAGAGGGAACAACAACAAAUUAAAACUUUAACUUGUUUAAAUAUCAGCCAGUAAAGAAGAUUUCCAUUCAGCUCUUCUGGUCAGGGUCAGUUUCUCUGAUUUAUCCUCAGAAAGUUGGGAGAAGGUUGGUAAAAUACCAGUGAUCAGUGAGGCAGGGAACUCUGGAUGGCGAGUGAUGCAGGCUGCAGAAGUGUUGUGAAGUCCCACUCAUGUCAGCUGUAGUGCCAUGUUCCUGUGCUCACAGUCUGCUACCUGGUACAACCCAACCUCAAAAAUACCAAAAUAUCCCUUUAAGAGUGGAUUAAAACCAUCAGGUGUGGCAGGCGAAUACACAGUUGGUUAUUGAUUAUGUAUAUCCUUGUUUACGGGACGUAAAAAUCUUGUGUUGUCUCUAAACUUUGGGAAAAAAUCCACACACCAUUAUUUUGAUAAACACUGAGGUCACAAUCAUGGGUCACAAUUUUACAUUUGUUUUGAAUAAUAUUUGAGUUGUUCACAUUGUUUAAAAGCAUAUAUACCAUGCCUCUCAACUGUUACCACGGCUGGGCUGAAGUUUUUUUUCACUUCUUUGUGAACACACCUGUAGAUUUAAGUUUAAUUUUUCUCCUGCUGAGGUGUGUUAAACGGACAUUACGUUUCCUGAUAUGGGCCUUCACAAUAAAAGCACUUAAAUCAACUGUAAGCUUUUAUUGUGAAGAACUUGCCAGAAGUCGUGUUUAUAAUUGAUUUAACUGUAUCCAUUCCAUUAUAAUGUGCUUGCACUUAAAACACCUUUAUUUAAUAAUGCCAAUCGGUGACGUUUGGCUUGUUUUCUGGCUGCUCUUUCGUGUCCGAGGGAAACAUGCUCAUCACUGGACUCACUCCUGCUGGUGGCAUCAGUUAUACCCAGUGUGUUUACAGAAAUGAUACCAGUGAUGGGGCUGACGCUUGUUAUCAACGCCCUGAUUGGAUAAUAAAGAGCCAAUGUUUUAAAGUAAUGCUGGAAUUUCCCUUUAACAAGCCUGCAUGUACAUUUCUCAUCUAUCUUUGAAAAGCCAUAAACCUACAUCCAACCUCUCCAUCUGUAUGCACUUUAUUCUUCCUGCAGCCAUAAACAUUUCCUGCCUUACCUCUGUUUGUAUUUCAUCUUUGUAUGGAAACAACAAUGCAAUAUUUCCUUUAGCUUCUGUUGUACAAUGAUUCUUCCUUCUUGCAGCGAUGCAGCAAAAUAAACCAUGAGUAAUCCAA
Messenger RNA from Cheilinus undulatus (humphead wrasse), 4803 nucleotides. Its product is annotated as E3 ubiquitin-protein ligase RING2-A-like. NCBI's taxonomy places the organism in Eukaryota, Metazoa, Chordata, Actinopteri, Labriformes, Labridae. The transcript is spliced from 8 exons. Gene Ontology annotation, cellular component: PcG protein complex; ubiquitin ligase complex. Gene Ontology annotation, molecular function: chromatin binding; ubiquitin protein ligase activity. Gene Ontology annotation, biological process: negative regulation of DNA-templated transcription. The record is from RefSeq and is a predicted model, not a curated record. Bases 100 to 1284 code for a protein of 394 amino acids.